Molecule: messenger RNA, 974 nt
Organism: Drosophila takahashii
Lineage: Eukaryota; Metazoa; Arthropoda; Insecta; Diptera; Drosophilidae
Source: RefSeq, a predicted model, not a curated record
ACGAAUUUGCAUAGGCUGGGAAUCGGACGUGUGGCCGUCGAUCUUGAUGCGAAACCAUCGCAGCGGUACGACAAAUAUUAUUUCGUUCACUCCGCCUCCUCACGUGCGUGUGAGAUAUUUGUAACUUUAAUUUAUGAGAUGCGUUGAAUCGUAUCCGAUUGCUGCGACCGACCGCAAACGACGCACAAACUGAACCGAAAUAAAACGCCAAUAAAAUCCAGCUAAUUAAUGUGAUAAUUGUGCACAACAAAAUGAUCGAAAUCGGAGGAUUAAACGCGAUGUGGAGCGAAUUGGAAUGCAGCGGACUUGCCAUACAGAAUUGCCAGUGCCCGAGAUUACAGCGAUCGCCGCCAAGAUCCUCCACCGAUAAGCCCUUAAUGCCAAGGGUCAGCCUGCGUUAUCAGCCAGCGGUGAUCCCAUCAUUCCUGGCCAUGGGGAUUGUGCUAACGAUCUGCUUGGGAUCUGCCCUCGGUGCUCCACAAUCCUCCUGCAUCAUGUGCGACAAGGAGGACCUGCGUCCACGAAUCCCACCCUAUAGCGACAGCUACGAGGAGUACACCUUCGACCACCAGGUUACCCAGCAAUCGGCCAUGGAGUCUAUUCAAAAAUUCAAUGGGACAAGAGGUCAGAACAAUGCAUGCAGUUCAAUCAAAUGCCCACCUAAUACACCGAAAUAUUGCCUGGGAUCUCAGUUUAUCAACGAUCAUUGCUGGUGCGAACUGCAACAUCGAGAAGAGGGCCUGCCCUAUGUUCCCCAUGUUUGCUUUGCGGAUCAGAAGGUGCACACAGCCUCCGUGGAUUCCUGUUUCACAUUCGUCCAGGUCAAGGAGUGCUGCUGCGCUGAGAUCUGGCUCAAGAAGUGGCGACACAUUUCCGGAAGCUCUCGGAGCCAGCACACACCAAAAUUAUUAAUACACCUGCUUGCUGCACUCAGUGCUCUGCACUGGAUAAGUAGAAGAAGGACAUUUUGUUAA